UUUCACUUUCGAUUCCUGAUCUUCCUCACUACAAUGGCGUCUGCUGAGCUGAGGGACGAGCUGAACUGCUCCAUCUGCCUGAGCCUCUAUACGGAUCCCGUAUCCCUGAGAUGUGGACACAACUUCUGCCGCUCGUGUAUUGUAAGUGUGCUGGAUGCACAGGAGGCAGGCGGAGUGUAUUCCUGUCCUGACUGCAGAGUGGAAUAUCCAGAGCGUCCGGCCCUGGAGAAGAACAGGAAGCUAAGUAAUAUAGUGGAGCGUUUCUUAUCUACUCAGCCUGAUAUGGAGAAGACCAGAACCUUCUGUAGUUACUGCACAAAGUCUCCUGUACCAGCUGUGAAGUCAUGUCUGCAGUGUGAGAACUCUCUAUGUGAUGACCACCUGACCGUCCACAACCAGACGAUGGAUCAUGUAUUAUCAGAACCCACCAGCUCCUUUGGAAAGAAAAAAUGUUCCAUCCACAAGAAGGUUCUGGAGUAUUACUGCCUGCAGGACGCAACUUGUCUAUGUGUGUCUUGUUGUCUGUUCGGGAAGCACAGGGGUCAUCAGGUGGAACAUCUAGUUGAAGCUUCAGAAAAGAAGAAGAAGAAACUGAGGAAAUAUCUGGAUGAACUAAACCCACAAAAAGCAAAAAAUCAGGCAAAAAUCCAGAGUCUGUACAAUGAUAAGGGGAAAAUACAGAAGAGAGUCUCUGAGAAGAGGAAAAACAUCAAUACGUUAUUUAUGAACAUUAGGGAGCAACUGGACAUUGCAGAAAGGAAAGUUCUGAGUGAGAUCUCCAGGCAGGAGAUGAAGAUGGUGUCCCAGAUAGAUGAUCUGAUGAAGAAGAUGGAAAUAAAAGAGGAUGAGCUGUUUAGGAAGAUGCGUCACAUGGAGGAGAUGUGUCGUAUCACUGACCCAAUAAGACUCUUACAAGAAAGUGGCAUUACAGUAUGUAGCCAUGCAGAUGAUGAGGACACAGGUGGAGAUGGUGGACAGAUGAAUUCUGAGGAGGUGGGAUUGGUUCCAGGACAAGCAAAAGUUCAAGUGUCUGACUCCAAAGUACAGAAUAAUGAGACUGAUAUAAAAACUGUCCUACAAGAAUCAGACCAAAGAACAUCCCUUAGUAACAAGAGAGUGGUGACAGAAGAAGCUGCAGUCAGAGACAAUGAGGUGGCUGAUGAUCUGGAAGAUGUUCAGAUCUCAUCUAUAUUACACAGAUCUUUGAAGGAUGUUAUCACUUAUGUAACCUCAAAGUUCGGGAUCCAUGUUCCUGACAUAUUGCUGGAUGUGGACACGGCUCAUACAUACAUAGGAUUAUCAGAAGAUCUGAGAACAGCAUCAGAUUUGGACAUAAACCAGGAACGACCAGAAUCUCCCGGAAGGUUCCAGACAUACUGCCAAGUAUUAAGCCGAUGUAGCUUCUCCUCAGGAAGACAUUACUGGGAGGUAGAGUGGAACCAGAUAGGAGACUGUGGCAUCGGAAUGUCCUAUCCCAGUAUAGAAAGGAAUGGAGAUCAGUCAGCUAUUACACAGAACGAUAAAUCUUGGUGUUUGUUUCUUUCUGAAGAAAAACAUUUAGCAUUUGAUAACUCAGUCAAAAUAAUCCUUGAUGUAAAUCCAACUUGUCCAACAGUUGGAGUCUUCUUAGACUAUGAGGCCGGGCGUCUGUCCUUCUACGAGCUGUGUGACCCCAUCAGACACUUGCACACCUUCCGCGCCUCCUUCACUGAACCCUUACAUGUUAUCCUCUAUGUCGAUGGAGCCUCUGUUAAAAUAAGAAGCUGAGUCCCAUGUUGCCCACAUUAUAAUCACUAUAUAGAUCUGUAAAAAGCUUGUCUUCAGCAGGACCCUCUGAGAACAUGAAGUCCAUAAUUGGGAAUAAAUAUUUAACCCCUCAGAUGAUAAGGGCUGCUCCUGGUGACCGAAUGGUGCCCUGCAGGAAGAAUUCUGGAGGCGUUUGGUUGCUGCGGCAGUCAGGAACCUUGUAAAAACUCCCAGGCCCACCAUAGGAGAGUUCCUACUGAACCUUGCCUAUGGCAGGGCUUAAUAGGUACACAGCGAUUUUACCAUAGAUUGCAAUGGUAAACCAUUGCAGUCUUUGGUAUAAGCGAUCUAAAAAUCACAUGUUCUAGUCCUGUAGGGGGGUUAAAAAUAAAGAAAAAAAAGUAAAUAAUUUUUUUUUUUAAUAUAGAAAAAAUUAAAAUAAUUUAUAGUUAAUACGGUUGAAAAAAGACAAACGUCCAUCAAGUUCAACCAAUUCAAAUCACCUCCUUUUCCAAUUUUACAAAUAAUAAUAAUAAUAAGAAAAAUAUAUAAACAUCAUUGGUAUUGCCAUAUCCGAAAAAGGCCAAACUACUGAAAUAUUAAAGUAUUUAUCCUGGAUAGUGAAAGGCGUAACAGAAAAAAAAAAGAAUGGGAAAAUUGCUUGCUUUUUUAGUUGCUUUACCUCCCCAAAAAACUGAAUAAAAAAUGAUCAAAAAGUCAUUCAUACCAAAAUGGUAUCAAUAAAAACUAGAGCUCGCUCCACAACAAUAUGAGCCUUUCAUGGCUCCAUAGACAGAAAUAUAAAAAAGGGUUGUUUCAAUGUUUUUAUUUUUUUAAAGUAUUACCGUAAAACAUAAAAGCUAUCUAUAUUUGGAAUAACUGCUAUGAUAACUGAAAAGUAGAAAAAAUAUGGCCCUUGGAAAAUGAGGAGAAAAAAAAUGAAAAUUGGCCUGGUUCCUGUGGCUCUCCACUUCCUGUCCAAGCUCAGCUUAACACACCAAUCACUGGCCUUGCUGGUGGCCCACCUCAUCGGUGAUUGGCUGAGCGAGCCUAUCCUGGCAUCUCCGGCGUGUUAAGCAGGGACAAGAAGUAGAGAGAAGCAGGGACUUGAGAAGCAGCUGCGGGGAUCGGGGAAGGUCAGGUCUUGGUAAUUUAUUUUCUAAAUUGUCUCUGAAAAAAGAAUAAAACCCUAUAAUGGGGAAGAUGUCCUGAGAUUGAUAACUGUUGAUCAUUAGAGGGUUAUUUCUAUCGGAUGAAGUGGUGGUAGAUAGGUAGAAUAUGUGAUUUCCCCGUCGACUGCCGGGACCCCCGAUGAUCCUGAGAGCAGCGCUGACUGUAUUAUCGGGGGGCAGUAUGUAAAGCUGAGGUUUUGUCUGACCGGAAGGAGCUUUUACAUGUAUAAUACUUAUUCCUUUUUUGUAUGAUUACAGUGGAGCACUUCUCUGUUUCUCAUGGUCUUUCUUAAUAAACAUGUAAAUUGGG
Molecule: messenger RNA, 3228 nt
Organism: Bufo gargarizans (Asiatic toad)
Lineage: Eukaryota; Metazoa; Chordata; Amphibia; Anura; Bufonidae
Product: E3 ubiquitin-protein ligase TRIM11-like
Exons: 1
Coding region: 34-1767 (577 amino acids)
Molecular function (GO): protein binding; zinc ion binding
Source: RefSeq, a predicted model, not a curated record